AUGGCGGACCCGAAGCAGAACGAGGUCAUCACCUCCCAGAUCGAUCUGGAAACAUCAAGUGAAAAUGUCUCCUCAGAGAAGAAGGGUACCCGUGAUGACCAGCGGGAUAUGUUUCGUUUGGGAAAGGCCCAGGAGUUGCGGCGAAAUUUCCGAUUUGUGUCUAUCUUCGGCUUCUCGAUGAUACUUAUGGCCAGUUGGGAAACGGUGUUGGGUACUUCCAUUAUUGGCCUGAUCAACGGCGGCACAGCUGGUAUGAUUUGGAUGUUUUUGGUGGCUUGGAUUGGCUUUCUCGCUGUGAACACCUCCAUGGCUGAGAUGGGCUCAAUGGCACCAACUUCCGGGGGUCAAUACCAUUGGGUUUCAGAGUUCGCGCCGCGACGGUAUCAGAAGUUCAUGAGCUUUAUAGUUGGAUGGCUUUGCGUUCUCGGAUGGCAGACUGGUGCGGCAAAUACAGCGUUCCUGGCUGGUACGCAAAUACAGGGCCUGGCUAUCCUGAACUAUCCGGAUUAUGUGCCUGAGCCGUGGCACGGUACUCUUCUGACAUUCGCCGUGGCCUCCUUCUCGGUCCUAUUCAACACGUUUCUGGUCAAAAAGCUCCCUCUGAUCGAGGGAAUUGUGCUGAUUGUGCACGUCUUCGGCUUUUUCGGCGUCCUCAUCACACUGUGGGUUUUGGGCCCGAGAGCGAGCACUCACGAGGUCUUCACGACGUUCAACAACUAUGGUGGCUGGAGCUCUGAUGGUCUUUCUGCCAUCGUGGGUAUUCUGGCCGUCAUGAUUCCAUUGUUGGGCGCCGACGGAGCUGUGCACAUGUCCGAGGAACUCCGCGAUGCCUCGAAAGUCCUGCCACGCAGCAUGAUCGCCACCACUCUCGCCAACGGCGCGAUGGGCUGGAUCAUUCUCAUCACCUUCUGCUUCACCUUGGGCAACUUGGACGACGUCAUCGAUUCCCCCACGGGACAGCCGUACAUCGCUGUCUUCUACACGGCUACUCAGUCUUAUGCCGGCGCUUCGGUUCUUUCGGCGCUCGUCAUAUUCAAUGCAAUAUUCUGCAACCUGUCCAUCACUGCGACUGCUUCCCGUCAGCUCUGGUCAUUUGCUCGUGACCAAGGUGUGCCUGGUUCGUCCUGGUUUGCAUAUGUUCGGCCCGGCUGGGAUGUACCGAUGAACAGUAUCGUCGUCUCUUUCGUGGUGUCUUGCCUCCUCUCUCUCAUCAAUAUCGGAUCCACGAUCGCACUCAACAACAUCACCUCUUUGUCCCUGGUUGCGAUCCUCUCUUCGUAUAUCGUCUCUAUCGGAUGCCUUUUCUGGAAGCGCCUGACCAAUCAACCUCUCCUUCCCGCCAAGUUCACGUUCUCGCGACCGGUCGGGCUCUUCUUAAACGGAUUCAGCCUCAUGUUCCUCAUUUUCGCGUUUAUCUUUGCCUUCUGGCCCAGCAAUCCCAAACCAACGGCGGCGCAGAUGAACUGGAGUUGCCUGAUUUUUGGAGCCGUGUUGGUCUUUGCGGUACUACACUACGUCAUUAAGGCUCGACAUGUGUACGAUGGCCCUGUGGAAUAUGUACGAAAGCUUGUCUAG
Molecule: messenger RNA, 1575 nt
Organism: Capronia coronata CBS 617.96
Lineage: Eukaryota; Fungi; Ascomycota; Eurotiomycetes; Chaetothyriales; Herpotrichiellaceae
Exons: 7
Coding region: 1-1575 (524 amino acids)
Biological process (GO): transmembrane transport
Cellular component (GO): membrane
Molecular function (GO): transmembrane transporter activity
Source: RefSeq, a predicted model, not a curated record